Molecule: messenger RNA, 1467 nt
Organism: Gopherus evgoodei (Goodes thornscrub tortoise)
Lineage: Eukaryota; Metazoa; Chordata; Testudines; Testudinidae
Product: progonadoliberin-2
Exons: 4
Coding region: 67-327 (86 amino acids)
Biological process (GO): multicellular organism development
Cellular component (GO): extracellular region
Molecular function (GO): hormone activity
Source: RefSeq, a predicted model, not a curated record
UGAAGUCUAAGGACUUAGUGAGCAGGAGACCGGAACAGGGAUCUCCCCACUCAGCCAGACAGCGCCAUGGCAUGUCAACGACCUCUCCUGCUCUUGCUCUUUGUACUGCUAGUAGUCAGCACCCACCUGUCAAGAGCUCAGCACUGGUCCCAUGGCUGGUAUCCUGGAGGGAAAAGAGAACUAGAUUUGCCACAGACUCCAGAGGCUUCAGAAGAAAUCAAACUCUGUGACGGGGAAGAGUGUGCUUAUCUGAGAAGCCCAAGGAAAACCAUUGUGAACACGCUGCUGGCUGACAUGCUGGCGAGACAACUACAGAAGAAGAAGUGAGCCCUUCCACAGACUCUUUCCGAAAUGCUUGCCAGCCCCACUGGCUUUUCAGUCAUUUCCUUUGCAACAUGAUGGUGUGUCUGUAGAUUUCAUGUAUCUGACUGUUAAAGAAUUCUUAUGAACAUCUUGGCUGACUGCACUUGAAUGCUGGGAACGUGGAUAAUGAUGUAAUGCUUGAGAAAUGCCCCCAACCCAUCACCUACCCAGAACGAGGCCCUGCCUGGAGUUCUUUACGCAUUUGUGUAAUUCCACCAUGUUGAAUAAAAUACUUUAUUUUGCUACAUACACAAUUCCAUCCACAUUUAUGUCCUUACCCAUGUCUUAAAAAAAUAAAAAUAAAUGAAUCUCCAGCCCCAUCAACCAGUUUUAAGCAUGCACUGAUUUUUUUUGUACAAGAGUCAGGUCACAAGGCCCUUUAUUGGUAAUUCCUGGUCCUCCCUGAACUGCUUUCUGGGUAGUUCAGCAUUCUGGCUAAGUGCUGGAAUAUUCUGCCAAACUUGAUUCAAAAUGUGAGAAAACGUCCUAUGUACGGCCCUUCAUCCAUCGAGAUACAAAUAUCAGGAAAGGUUUAGUGGUGGUAGUUUUUUUCACAAAAGGCAACAUUCUCACAUUCAUAUUAAGAAAAAAAGAAAGAGUAAUGGUAAAGUUCUUGGGAAGAUAACAAAAGGAAACAUGAUCCAGUGAUUAGAGUGCUAGUCUGGGACUUGGGAGACCCAGGUUAAAGCCCUUCCUGUGUGACCUUAGGCAAGUCACUUAGUCUCUCCAUGACUCAGUUUCCUCUCUCUACAAAUAAUAGCACUCCUCUAUUGGGGUAUUGUGAGGCUAAAUACAUUAAAGAUUGUGGACAUACUGUGGUAAUGGGCUUCAUAGACAUACCCUCUUUGGGCUGUCUUAGGUAUCUUUUGUCUGUAGCAGGCUACAUCUGCCAUGAAGUGGUGGCUGUUUCUGCAGCAGUGAAGUAAUGUCAUUAAAGGUGCAGUGCCCAGAACCAAAGUCAUAAUAGAUAUAAGGAGCAGGUAAGUAUGAAUUCUUCCACCCAAAACCAAAUGUGAAUAAGUCCACUGUCAAUCACCAUGUACACAGAGUUUAAAUACAUACUGAGAGUUUCUCUUGCUGACAACUUCUCUGUUUUGCUAUCUG